This is a messenger RNA of Candidula unifasciata, 504 nucleotides long. NCBI's taxonomy places the organism in Eukaryota, Metazoa, Mollusca, Gastropoda, Stylommatophora, Geomitridae. The record is from the annotation of a GenBank genome assembly.
AUCAUGUCCUGCAGUAGCAGCUCAGACAGUUCCGACAGUCGUGGAAAACUGACAACGUACAAACUGGAAUCAAGAAUAGCAACGAGGGAUAACAAUUUUGAGCAUUAUACUCCAUCCCCGUACAAAACACCAGGGCCUCGUAGAUAUGGGCAUGUUAUCACAUAUGAAAAAGGAGGACUGCUGCCGAGAGAUGGUAUUCCUAUCCGGAAUCUACCUCAAUACAGACCUAAGGACACCUGGACAAAAAAGGAAGCCUUGUUUGGCCAGAAUGAUUAUAUAGACAUUCUAGGAGAUGGUGAUGUGCACCCUGUAGACCUGCUGACCGGACCUAGGUGGCUGAUUGCUUUCAAAGCCAAUGAAAGAGAUCGAUUGAUCCGGAAAAUGGAAUGGGAAGGUCCCAGGUUGAAGACAUUUUAUCCAACAGAGUACAACAGAAUAGAGAAGCGAAUCAGAUUUUUAACGAAACUGUACAACUUGAAGAGAUGCAAGAAGUCUAGGGACUGA